This is a messenger RNA of Drosophila teissieri, 3994 nucleotides long. RefSeq names its product rab GTPase-activating protein 1-like (gene GAPcenA). Bases 138 to 3722 code for a protein of 1194 amino acids. The transcript is spliced from 9 exons. The record is from RefSeq and is a predicted model, not a curated record. NCBI's taxonomy places the organism in Eukaryota, Metazoa, Arthropoda, Insecta, Diptera, Drosophilidae.
AAUUGAUUUGUUUACCUGCCUUGAAAAUGCGCAAUUCUUAGGGCUUACGAAUAAAGAAAGUCGGAAUACAUUACACACACAACAAAGAGUAACCCAUUUGGGAGUGCCUGGAACUGAGGCAACCUUGAGUGUUUGGAAUGGAUGAUAAUCUGAGCACCAAGUCCUCGGAAUCCUCGAUAACAACAAGCGGGGAGUACGAAAUAGUUACCGACAGCAAUGUGGCCAGUCCCAUGGAGCAGGUGAAGCAGGUUGUCAACCCGGAGGGAACUCAGCCAUCAGUGGGAGGCAAGCCGCCCACUUCUCUAAGUGCUCUGGCUCUGUCCUCUCCCGAAGCUGGAGGAGAUCGCUCGCCCACACUGGACAUGGCCCAUAAUCGCAACCUAAGCGACAUGCAGCAUGAGAUGACGGACGCCCUUAAAGAUCUGGAGUUGGAACGCGGCGUAGCUGCCACUGGGGAGAAGUCAGCGCCACGUCUCCCAAGUCACCAGCAAAAGUCUCUGACCCUACCGCUCACGGGCUCCGGCGGGAGAUCUGCCGAUCCUGAGAUGCGUUUCCCCUGCACCUUGUUCUCACCCAAGAGCGAGGAGACCCUCGACGAUGCCUCCAGCUCAAACAGAGUGGGCCAUUCGGUGUUCUAUGACUGCAUAGACUCUAGUCCCGCCUGCGUGGAGGAAAAACAGGAUGCCAUGAAGCCGGAGAAAGGCGACACCACCGACGAGGAGGUUUCUGAAAUCGAUCAAGGCUGCACCAUAUUUUCCGGAGUCACCUAUCUGGGCGCAGCCAACAUUAAUGCGCCCAAAUCCGAGACGGAGGUCUACCGCAUCAUGGGAGAGCUGAAUAGUGGCUCCAAGUCGGUGGGGCUAAAGAUCACUGUGAGCAUACCCAAUUGCUCCGAAGGCCUGGUUGUCCUCCACGAUGCCGAGAGCAAUACUAUUAUUGCCACUUAUGAGAUAUCCAGCAUUAUCUUGUACUAUCGAGGACCAGUGGACACGGUGGAAAACGGAUGCUUUGCAUUCACUUGGCUCCACGGCGAUGCAUUGUUUCAGUGCCAUGUGUUUCGGUGCCAUAUUCCCGAAGCGGUUAAUCAAGUCAGCGCCUGCUUCCAGAAGGCAUUCCAGACUUAUCCGCCCAGCAUGAGUUGCAGCCUUAAUUCGGCCGUUGACAUGGCCAACUCGGUAACCUCCGAUUUAAGCGGAAAUCCUUUAAACACGGCUGGAUAUGAGUUCAUAGUCUCGUUAGAGAUCCGUGAGCGGGUGGCAAAGAACUCGUAUGCAGCCGUUCCUCGCGAUAGGGGAUGCUUCAAGCUACGGGCAAAUACAGAUAAGGAGGUGUGCAUCACAGUCAAACAGACUCCGUCGAAUGUUCUUCAACCAUUGCAUAUCGAACGAUGUUUCGGUGUUCUAGUGGCACCCGGAAAACUAGUAGUCCAAAAGGAUAUGCAUUUGAUCGACAUGCACAGCAUGGGUUACAUACAACCAGGCGGAACAGGAGUAACAACCGAAUCGGACAGCAAUGCCCAGCAGAGCUCCACAUGGCCCUAUACAAUUCGCGCUGAGUGGAAAGCCCAGGAAAAGGCCUUUGAGCAGUUGAAUCUGGAGUCGUCCAAGACUAAUCUCACUGUAGCCGUAGACAUUGUGAUGCGACGCAUACAGGAACCGGUUAGGUUCGUCAUCGAGACCCCAGUGACCAUUCAGUCGGCCAGCGAAAUGCGUAUUAUGGACCAUUUUAUGUCGAAGCGACCCAUGACACUACGUUUCUAUUUGCACCUAAAGCGGACUGACGAGUCCAACUGGAAAGUGAAUAGCAUUGAUCCCUCUGAGGAAAUCACGGAGCAGCCGGGUCACCAGCAAAGCUCUUCACUGCUCAAGAUGGGUAUGAAUAAUCUAUCGCGCAUUGUGCGCAGUUCGUCCAUUGCCUCGAUUGAGGAUGAUUGCCCCUCGGACUACAGCAGCGAUGGGGAUGAGCCGUUGCUGAGUGGCACUGGUGAAGUAUCCAAGGAUUGCUCGCAGGACACGCUGGACGAGUGGGAUCCCAUUCUUCGGGAGUGGGACUCCGAAAAAAGACCGAAAAACUUGGCGCCUUUAGUUCGCCUCGGCGUUCCAGAAGCACUGCGUGAAAAGAUCUGGCAGAAGCUAGCUAACGUCGAGGGCAGAAUGGAGAUGAACGACAAGUACAAGAUCUUAAUCACCAAAGAAACCAAAUGUGAGACCGUUAUCCAGCGCGACAUCCAUCGCACUUUCCCGGCGCACAAAUGCUUCAAAGAAAUUGGCGGCUCUGGCCAAGACGCACUUUUUAAGGUAUCCAAAGCGUAUGCCGUUCAUGACAGCGAGGUUGGAUACUGCCAAGGUCUAAGUUUUAUAGCAGCUAGUCUGCUUCUUCAUAUGCCGGAGGAGGAUGCGUUCUGUGUUCUGGUAGCACUCAUGUACGACUAUGGGCUUCGUGAUCUCUACAAAGCCGGAUUCGAGGUUCUUUACCUUCGUCUCUACCAACUGGAGCGAUUGAUCAAGGAUCAGCUGCCCAAGCUGCAUGAGCACUUCACGGCCUGCGGCAUUGAGACGCACAUGUACGCCUCCCAAUGGUUCCUAACCUUAUAUACAGCGCGAUUCCCCUUGUGUUUCGUGUUCCACGUGCUGGAUGUCUUUCUGCUGGACGGACUACCUGUGCUCUUCCAGGUGGCCGUAACCCUUUUAUCAAUCUGUGAAUCCGAUUUGCGACAGCUUGAUUUUGAGGGCAUUCUAAAGUAUUUCCGGGUAACGUUGCCGAAGAAGUGCCGCAGCUCCAGUCAGGCACGCAAGGUGAUGAAACAAGCCUGCGAGCGUAAGAUAAAAAAGUUGAAGCAGUACGAGGAGGAGUUUCUGCUGAAGAAGCAGCACAAGGAGCGCCUGGAGAAAGAGGCACAGAUUUACGAGAAUCGUUUCGGCGAGGAGAGACGCAAAAUGCAGGCGGAAAUCGACGCAUUGAAUAAGCAACUCACUUCUGCCAAGGAGAGAGCUGUGGAGAAGGAGAAGAAGCACACAGGCAUUAUACAGGAAUACAAACAAAUCAUCCAGCGCCAAGAGCAGGACAUGAACACUCUAAGCGAGACCCUAGGAAAAGUGAUGCACAUGGUUUCCAAUUGCCAGGAUUGUCAGCAGAAAAUCGACGCCGGCAAUGACAACGCUAAGUCAGAUGACAGCAAGGCCAGGCGGCAAACCGAUGCCAUGCGGAAUGCCAAUGAGCAUCCACUAGGGCCACUUGAUCCGCUAAACGCUGCAUCGCAACGCAUACGCGAACUAGAGUUGGAGUUGGCCCAGGCCAAGCUGGCCCAAGUGGAAGCCGAGUGCAAGAACCAGGACCUCAACCAUCAGCUCAGCAACACGCUCAGUGAACUGCAAACCAACCGCAACAGCUGGCAGCCCUGGCUAUCGAAGACCUUUAAUUCGCUGCAGGAGAAGGUAACCACCCGAGGCGGCCAUCGGGAUAAUGGCGGUGGCGGACCGAUGCCCACAUUCCAAUCCUACAUGGGCCAGGCGCCAACUACUCUGAGCGAGGCCAGCUCCCCCAGCGGCAAUCAGGAGUACAAGACCUUUGCAUUUGCGUCGGUGGGAGGGUCACCGAAGUUGCCCAGCAAAUUUCAGGCCACCAAGCUGCGCAACAGCAUCGACAGUCUGCGCAAUAUAGUAGUGCCCCUGGACACCGGCAAAUCGCUAGCCGAGAAUCUCAAGCAGCAGCUGCAGCAGUAGGAUCAGCAGUGCGGAAUAGAAACAGAUACAACGUAGGAGGAUCUGGAUAGCAGACAGACCUACGGCAUUGACUACGUCUGGUAUUAUUUAUCAUAUUCGUCUAUAUACAUAUACAAAUGUGCAUUUUGAUUUCCAUAUAUAUGUACGCGAGUAAUAGAUUUUUAUUAUUUUGCACUUUGAGGCACCCGAAAGGCAGUGCUGGCCAGGAUGUGCCCCAGAUCAAUUAGUGGGUUGAAGUGAAUCUUGGGCGAUGGAUGUUCGUUGUUAUUUGU